Molecule: messenger RNA, 1790 nt
Organism: Syzygium oleosum
Lineage: Eukaryota; Viridiplantae; Streptophyta; Magnoliopsida; Myrtales; Myrtaceae
Product: cytochrome P450 CYP82D47-like
Exons: 3
Coding region: 44-1609 (521 amino acids)
Biological process (GO): defense response to other organism
Molecular function (GO): oxidoreductase activity, acting on paired donors, with incorporation or reduction of molecular oxygen; monooxygenase activity; heme binding
Source: RefSeq, a predicted model, not a curated record
AUUCCCUUUUCCUCGGAGCUUCUACACAUUUUAUGCUGCAAAUAUGGACUCUCUGCUUCAAGACCCAUCCCACUUGUCCGGAAUAAUCCUAGCGAUCCUCGUCCUAUCAGUCCUUGUAUUAUUCAAAUCGAGAUCAUCAAGCAAGCUCAAAACACCACCAGAAGCCGCAGCCGCAUGGCCCGUCAUAGGUCACUUGCCCUUGUUAGCGAAAUCCAAGCUUCCCCACAAGACCUUGGCGUUCAUGGCCGACCAGUAUGGACCCAUCUUCACCAUCCGGCUCGGGAUGUUCCCGGCCCUAGUGGUGAGCAGUUCCGAGAUGGCCAAGGAGUGUUUCACCAAGAACGACGUCGCAUUGUCCACUCGGCCACGGCAAUUGGCCGUAGAGAUCCUGGGCUAUGGCUACGCCGUGUUCGGAUUCGCACCAUACGGCCCGUACUGGCGCGAGAUGAGGAAGAUGGCCACCUUGGAGCUGCUCUCAAACCAGAGGGUCAAGUUGUUGCUCAACCCUACUCUGGCCUCGGAAGCGGACAUGGCCAUUCAAGAGCUGCACGAGCUUUGGAUUGAGAACAAGGACCAUUCAGGCCAUGUCACAGUCGACUUGACGCAGUGGUUUGCAAAGUUGACUCUGAACGUGAUCAUCAGAAUCGUGGCCGGAAAGCGCUACUCCGCGGCGGACGAGGAAGAGGAGCAGCGGUGCCAAAAGGCGUUACGGGAGCUCUUCCGCUUCUUUGGGAUGUUCUUAGCGGCAGACGCUCUUCCUUUCCUGAAGUGGCUCGACUUAGGUGGACAUGAGAAGGCCAUGAAGAGGACUGCAGAAGAACUAGAUGAAAUUAUAGGUGGUUGGUUAGAGGAGCACAAGAGGAAUAAUAAAGAUCUGAGUGAGACCAAUGGUAAUGGAGAUUUCAUGGACGUCAUGCUUUCGGUCCUUAAAGACAAGGAGAAUGGAGGUUAUGAUGUUGAUACGAUUAUAAAAGCUACAUCCUUGAUGGUGAUUAUGGGCGGCAGUGAUACCACAAUGGUCACCCUGACAUGGGCGAUCUCGCUGUUGCUCAACAACCUUCACAUCCUGAAGAGAGCUCAAAACGAGCUCGACACUCAGAUCGGCAAGCAGAGGCAUGUGAAAGAAGCGGACAUUGCCAGCCUGACCUAUCUCCAAGCCAUAGUGAAGGAGACCCUCCGAUUAUACCCGGCAGCCCCAAUCUCGGGGCCGCGCCUGUUCACCGAGGAUUGCACAGUGGGCGAGUACCACGUGCCCAAGGGCACGAGGUUGAUAUUGAACAUCUGGAAAAUCCAAACCGACCCUAGGACAUGGCCCGAUCCAUUGGAGUUUAGGCCCGAGAGGUUCUUGAGCAGCCAUAAGGACGUCGAUGUGAAGGACUCCAACUUUGCGCUCCUACCAUUUGGAGGCGGCAGGCGAAUUUGUCCCGGAAUAUCUUUCGCACUCGAGAUGGUGCAUUUUCUUCUAGCCAGGUUCUUACAAGCAUUCGAGAUAGCCACCGUGGAUGAUUCACCGGUGGAUAUGUCUGAGAUCUUCGGACUUACGAAUUUAAAGGCGACCCCACUUGAAGUUAUGCUCAGGCCAAGAUUAACUCAGAACACUAUCAAUUGAGGUAGUGGGGAGUUUAUUUAUGAAAGAAAAGCUCUUGGAAAUGUACAACUAAGCGAAUGUGUACGCACUCUCUCCAUGCGUGGCUCAUGGAAGACAUAAUCACAUAUCUAGACUCUUCGGGUUGGAGUUGCUGACCCUGUAACUUCACUUGCAUGAAAAAGCUGAUCCGUUCGUGAUUGCA